Messenger RNA from Erpetoichthys calabaricus (reedfish), 5232 nucleotides. It is a transcript of the gene enah, whose product is annotated as ENAH actin regulator. Gene Ontology annotation, biological process: actin polymerization or depolymerization; actin polymerization-dependent cell motility; axon guidance. NCBI's taxonomy places the organism in Eukaryota, Metazoa, Chordata, Cladistia, Polypteriformes, Polypteridae. The record is from RefSeq and is a predicted model, not a curated record. Gene Ontology annotation, molecular function: profilin binding; SH3 domain binding.
UUUGAAAACUAUAUAUUGUGGCAACUACUCGUUGACCAUGAGGCUUAUAAAAUUAGCGAAUGUGCAGGAUUGUGUGAAAGUGGAAGUAUUUGACAGACCUUUGGUUUUUACAAAUCAAACUGCUCUUUUUAUUGAACAGAGUAUCUGUCAGGCUCGAGCUGCUGUUAUGAUAUAUGAUGAUGCUAAUAAGAAAUGGGUGCCUGCUGGUGGUUCAACAGGUUUCAGCAGAGUUCAUAUUUACCAUCAUACUGGGAACAAUGCAUUCAGAGUAGUUGGAAGGAAAAUCCAGGACCAUCAGGUGGUUAUAAAUUGUGCCAUUCCUAAGGGACUUAAAUACAAUCAAGCAACCCAGACCUUUCAUCAGUGGCGAGAUGCCAGACAAGUUUAUGGUCUAAACUUUGGAAGCAAAGAGGAUGCCAAUGUAUUUGCUAGUGCCAUGAUGCAUGCCUUGGAAGUGUUAAAUUCACAAGAUUCAGGUCCAACAUUGACACGACAGAAUUCUCAGCUCUCCCCUCAUGUACAGAAUGGUCCUUCACAAGAGGAGCUGGAAAUGCAAAGGAGGCAGCUGCAGGAACAGCAGCGACAAAAGGAACAAGAGAGAGAAAGACUAGAGAGGGAGAGGACUGAAAGAGAGCGCAUCGAAAAGGAAAGAGUGGAAAGAGAACGACUAGAGCAGGAGCAGCUGGAUCGCGAGAGGCUAGAGAGAGAGCGGCUUGAACGCCUGGAGCACGAGAGGCUGGAGAGAGAGCGGCUUGAACGCCUGGAGCACGAGAGGCUGGAGAGAGAGCGGCUUGAACGCCUGGAGCACGAGAGGCUGGAGAGAGAGCGGCUUGAACGCCUGGAGCGUGAGAGACAAGAGCGUGAAAGGCUUGAACGAGAGAGACUAGAACGUGAACAACUGGAAAGGGAACACCAGGAACAGCUUGAAAAAGAGCAAAUGGAUUGGGACAGAGAGAGGAGGAUGUCUAGUAAUGCUCCGUCUCUAGACAGCUCGCUGUACAGCAGUCCUCCUCCUGAGUACUCCAGCUGCCAGCCUUCCUCUGCACCACCACCGUCAUACGCCAAAGUAGUUGCUGCACCCGUCCCAUCCUUAGCGGGGGAUUCUGUACCUGACUGCACAUCAACAACCACUCCAGCCAGCAACACACCCCCCACUCCUCCUUUGCGGCAUUCUGCUUCCCGUUUUGCCACAUCUCUUGGUUCUGCCUUUCAUCCUGUGCUGCCUCAUUAUGCUACCAUACCACGCCCUCUCAAAACAACUGCUCCUCCCUCUCCAGUAAAAUCCUCCCCUCCCACUCCACCAUCCACAAAAUCCAUAGUAUGGUCUGCUUCCAAUUUUAGUCCACUCCCUCCUUCUCCACCAGUUAUGAUCAGUAGCCCUCCUGGUAAAGCAGCUGGCCCCCGACCUGUACUUCCAGUUUCUGUCCCUAGCCCUUUAGCCCAGGUGCCUCCUUGCCCUGCAUCUUGUAAUGGACCUCCAGAGUCCCCACUCACACCUCAGACAAUAUUGUCACCAAUAAACUCAGCUCCCCCUCUCCCUCCACCACCUCCACCCCUUCCACCUCUCAAUCUGUCCUCCUCUCCAGGCUGUCCUGCUUCUCCAAAUGCAUCUGUUGUGUCAACUCCCUCAUCCCAUCCUCGUGUUCUCCCUUCUCCCUCUGCAGCUUCCCCUGCCUCCGCUGAACACUCACUAAACUCUGUGUUGGGAGACUCCUCUGCUCCAGAGCAGCUGGCUUUACUGGGGGCCUCUCAGCUGGCUGAUCCUCAAACUUUGCCGGAAAAUAGUCCAGGCCCACCAGCUCCUCCUCCACCCCCUCCACUUCCUCCAGGAGCUUCACUACCGCUAGUGACAGGUCCUCCACCUCCUCCAUGCCCGCCUCCACCCCCACCUUUACCUUCUUCCUCUGGACCUCCACCACCUCCUGGACCUCCUCCACCACUUCCAGGCCAGGUACCACCACCUCCCCCACCCCCAGCCCCUCCUCUACCCACAGCAGGUUUCUCUCCUGUGUCAGAUGAAAACCGUCCGCUGGCUGGAUUAGCGGCAGCUUUGGCUGGAGCCAAACUGAGAAAAGUGCCAAGGAGUGAAGAUUCUACAAGCGUUGCAGCUGGCUCUACACUGACAAAAAUAGAGUCUAGUCGUGGAAAUGGACCACUGUCUGUGGGUGGAGGUGGUCUCAUGGAAGAAAUGAGUGCCCUGCUGGCCAGGAGGAGAAGAAUUGCUGAAAAGGGAUCAACACCUGAACCAGAAACAAAAGAAAAACAAGAGGAUGCAGAACCCACAUGUCCUAAGAUACCAGCAGCAAGUACUCCAGAUAUGGCUAGAAAGCCCUGGGAAAGAACAAACACUAUGAAUGGUAGCAAAUCUCCAGUUAUAUCAAGACCGAAGUCCACACCAACGCCAACUGGGUCCCUAAGUGCCAAUGGGGUGUCAGGAGAAGGAUUAGACUAUGACAGAUUAAAACAGGAUAUUUUAGAUGAAAUGAGGAAGGAACUGACAAAACUGAAAGAAGAACUUAUUGAUGCAAUCAGGCAGGAACUGAGCAAGUCAAAUAGUGCAUAGAAGAACAGGAGUUCCACUGCAGAUUUCUACAUUUGACCUGGCACUAGAGCUUUCGGGAGGGUGGGGGGGAAUAAAACUUUUUUUUAACAAAACUAAAAGAAAAUCUGAAGAGUGUUUUGCAAGAAGGACCCACUGUACUACAUUUUGGAACAUGGAGAGCCGAGCCUUGUUAUAGCGGCAGUGAAGAGCUUUCUUCUUUCCUUGGAGCUUGCUGCUUUGUCAUGACCACCUUGCCAGAGGGUGAAAAAAAGUCUUAAAAGUUCCUCUGAUAAUUUGCAAAGAGAGAGAGAUCUUGUAGUAAAUAAACAGUAUUAGUGCAGGAAAGUACUUCAUGCUGACAGACCAUUUGCACAUUCUGUAGACCUGAACUGCAAAGGCACACUGGGCAGGGGCAGGUUUCCAUCUUGCAGCCAUGUGCUGGCUACAGAGGAAGGCUUUCUUUUUUGGGAAAGAAGGACUUUAUAACAGGUUGUAGUCUUCUGCUGCAGGGCUCCAUAAAGCUUGUCUUCCUGAAAUACUCUUAUACCUGAAAUAUGUACAUUAAAUAUCUGGAGAUGUUUGUUCACGUCUGUUCUAAUGUUAAAAUCAUGGCCAUAUCAGGUAGCUUUAUGAUAUGUUAAUUGGAUGGCCUAUUUGUAGGAUUUUUGGCUUAAUAUUCUGAAAUAAUAAAUGCUGGAAAGCCUAACUAUAGUUAGCCUACAUUUGGACUAUUUUUCCUUUUAAAGUAUGAGGAGUCAAGUGAUCACAGAAGUAGAUGCCUUCCUACAUCAGUUUACCGCUUUACCAAAUCUGAGACUCCGCCAUACAAAUACAGUAGGUAUCAAAAGUGAAUCAAAUAAAGACCGCAUCUGUCAACGGAAUUUUUUUUUUUUUUCGUUUUUCAUUUCAUUUACUUAAACUUUAUUGCAUGUUCAGUUUUAUAAAAUCACACAGCCAUGCCAUCAUUUUUUUUUUUUUUGUAAGCAAUAAAUGUAACAUGACCAUUAAGUUGCCUUUUACACUUCUCCAAGCUUUUGGUUCUGUUAGGCAUUUCAUUUCUCCUUUAGUUAGUUUGUUGUUUCCGUAUUUCUUUUAUAGUUACUCAUUAAAAUUACAUGUUAUGAUUUCCACAGCUGUAUUGUACUAGGAGCUAAAUGCAUGCAUAUUGAUGGGGGAGAGAGCUGUGAACUGAUAGUCCUGGUUUGUUUACACUGACCUGAUUUAAGUUCUUAUUUAAUUGCUGUUUGUAUUUCAUUUAGACACCAGAAUGUUCCAAACUGGCUGUGAUUACCAUUGCUCUUUGGUAUUAGUGCCUCUCAGCCUCUCAAAUCAGUUUCUCCACAACACUGUCAAGAUAGCAACAGAGAGUUACACAAAAAGGGUAAAAACAAACAAACAAAAAAGGUUUCGCACUAACAUGUUAAUCCCUCUUAGUGUACUUUUUAUUAUUUAGUUAUUAAAAUGGAAAAAAAAAAAAAAAAACCAACCUUGCAGCCACAGCGUGUCAUUCUUCCAGGACAUUAGUGUUUUCAGUUAUUUUUUGAGUGACUCCUCACAAUUCAGUCCUAGCUGCGUUUUGCCAGAUUAAUCCAAGUGAACCACUAAAGAGGCGGAAUUCCUAUAAAGAAGUGGAGCCCAUUACUGCAGGGUGAGUAGAUUUCCUACGGCACACUUGGUAUGAUGUGCUCGAUCGCGUAGGUGCAAGUGUGACUAAGUUAAGUACAACGUCGUAGAGCGAGCAAAGCGGAUUUAAAAUGGUGCCAGCUGCUGUGUUUUGUGGGAUUCAUUUGAUGACUUCUCGUGUUAGCAUAUUUUGUUUCCACUUGUUUUGAAGAACCAAAACACUGAACUGCUGUAGUUUUGUGAAUGUACAGCAUGACUGCACUUUAGAACCCAUUUCAAGUCAUCUUGUGGUUAUACUCAAGUUUUUUUUUGUCCUCCUGGGUAUAGGUGGUUUAUUUUUCAAUAUAAACAUUGGAUAAUUUACUAAUAGAGCUCUUCCUCACGUUUUCUUUUACAUGUUUUCUUGUGAAUCUUUUAACUUCAUUUGAUUCUGUUUAUGUGGCAACUUUCUCCAUUGAUCUAAAUUAAGAUUGUAGGCAAAUUUGAUUUCUUAGUAAUCUAAUUAGGACUGUGCCUUGUUCUGAAACGAGUCUGCGAUGACACGGGUUCACUUGUUCCUUGUUUCUGCUUGUCUUCUUGUAAUUCUGAACGUGGGGAUUUGGAUAACCAUUUCAUAACGUGUGAACACUUCACAAAUGCUGCUGUCUGUGAGUAGAAGGUGGUGAUGAUGAUGAUGAUAAAUGAUCAGAUAGUAAUUUUGUUAAAAUCUCACAAAGGGUGAAAUGUGGGCUGUGGGAAAUCCAAAUCUCGUGUAAAAAUCUCUUGUAUUCAUUGCAAUCUUAUUAAUUGAAUGUCCAAAUCAAUAUGCUGGUGCUGAAGCCCUUUUAUUUACUAAUUAUUCUGAUAAUUAUGGGAAUGGCAGCCCAAGUCACACAUAUUGAAUGUUUUGAAAUGUUUUAAGCAUUUUUGUUUCUUUUUUUUUUUUUGUUUUUUCUUCUUCUUCUUCUACUCUGGGUUCUUUUCCAUUCACUUUGUACCACAAUGUUUAUUUCUGUUUCUUUUAAAUUUCAUACAAGCUAACAUUUUGUUUUUUGUUUGAGCGAAUGAAAUAAACUUGCAAUACAUUA